GACUUAGUAAUAAACGUUUUUAUUAAUAGUCCUGUUACAUACACAAGAAUAUUGUAUAAAAGGAACAGCAAAAAUGGAUAUUAUGGAAGAUGGGAAUUUAGUAGAUCGAGUUAGAAUUUUGUUACAACGAGAUAUGCAAUAUUACCAGGAAAUGCAAACGGUGUUAAAGGAACCGCUCUGUACGCGUGUCAGCGGUGGGACUCUCGAUUUUCCAAGACACGCAUCAUUCGCUGCUGUUAAAAUCGUUACUUGGUGGGAAGUAGACUUCGUGUCCGCUUUUAAGUGUCAUUCGGGAUUAACGCAUUCAAUGGAAAGCGAAAUAUCCGCGGCCGUCGAGGGUGAAGAAGGUGCUAUUAAAAAAAUUCAACCGAGCGAAUUCGUAUUGCUUGUGGUUGAUACCGCUGAUAAGCUAUUAGAACAUUUGCAUCUGCUUAUCCAAGAAUCGUUAGAUCACGCAGAUUUGACGGUAUUAACAGCCACGUUGGGAGCGGCCGCGUUAGUUCGAAACUGCCUUUGGUGUUACAAUCAGCAAACUAAAAAUUCAAUUUCUUCUCAGUCAAGCGAGAAAUUAAACAAAUCGUAUAAAUCCUAUCACGAAAUGGCUGAGGCUGUGGCGGAGCGAUUAUUGGAUUUGCACUGUCGUCUGAUUUCUCUUUACAUACUCAACGAAGCUGACUCGCUUAAUUGGCAGAGUACCAAACCAUUUUUUGAACGGGAGCGGUGCUCUUUUGUAAUACAAAUGUGGUGGCUGUACAUGCAAGGAACGAAGACGGAUUUGUGGAGUACUGUGUCCCCAAGAAUGGCACAACGCGUUUACUCCGGGAUGUUAAACGAAUCUCUGUCAAUUAUCGUUACGCGGUUCAUAUAUGGCAAGCCGAGUUUGGCACGAUCUGAACAGUUCUGGACUGACGCUUUCAAUGUUCUGUGCUGCACUGGAUACCUUGCUUUAGGUGUCUGUACAAGCGCUGAUGAAAUGAUCGGAACGAAAUUAAACAAACUACCAAUCGUUGUCAGAGAUAUACACGCGAAGUGCAACGAAUUGUUGAUUUGCUUACUGCUAAGAGGUACACCUCUUCGAGAACUAUAUCAGGCAUUCCGAGUUGGAUUCGACAAUCUAGUAAUGUUGCAACCACGUCGCGAACCUGCUCCUUGGUUACUGAUAUGUGCACCGAACUUAUUAGGCUCAAUCGAUUCCGACGUUUAUAUUUCAAAAUUAUCCGAAGAUCGUGCUGUGAUCUUAGAAUUGAAUAUACUUAGGCAUCAGCCACAACCGAACUGGACUCAAUUGAUGAAAGUACUCUUUAUGAACGAUUAUGCGGUAGCUAAAAUAUUACUGAAUACUUUAAUUAAAAAAUGCGGUGACUUCACGUCUAAAGACGAUUUCGAACAUUCUGGGAAAGUAAAUGGGAAGACUUGCGGGGGUUUUUUAUGCAGCGGUGUAACGUGCGAUCCGUCGAGAAAAGUAACGCCAACAUUGGGCCUUUAUAGUUUAACGUAUAUUUUAAUUUAUGCAGCGCACGACCCAGGCCGCGUAAUUAUACCAGCUUUAAACCAAAACAAUGAUUGGUCCGAAUACCUGAAUCGACAACAGGUCUGGAAUCAGUCGAGGCCACCCUGGCUAAAUGCCAUCUUAAACCCUCUAAAGAAUAUGAUGCAGCCCAUUAUUGAAAUCCUUUUAGAAGCCGUGAAAACUGGCGCUAGCACGUAUCAGGCAAUGUCAUUGGUAAUCGGCUGCUUUGCUGAAUUAUACGUAACAUUACCACCUUCGGUUUUAAAGAUAGCAAUAGCGUUGGACAGUAACAUUCCUGCUCACUGUCAUCCGAUUGGUGGGAACGUUCUUCUUCAUAUUCUCUGCGCAUCUCUUUAUACUGCCCUUAUAGAAUACUCGAAAACUUGUGAAGCGAAAGUAGAAGGAAGUUCAACGUUGACAGAAACGAAUUACGAAUCGAAUUUCUUUGAUCCUAACGACUUAUCAGGAACUGUGAUCGCAUUGUCGGAAGCUAUUUGUAGCAUCGAUGAAGACAACAAGCACACGUCUCAAAUUGACGACUUCUUUAAGCUUGUAAAAAACGAUGUGAAUGCAUCGAAAACGAGUUCGCAUACGAAGAAUUUGAACAACCUGACUCCUAUCAUUGAAACUUAUACGGAUGAAUUAUUAUUCACUAUUCCUGGACGCCAGGCAUUAAGAGUGAUGCACGAGAUUUUAACACGCGCAUCCGAUUUGGUGUUAAAUAACUUGCGGCAAAAUAAUACGAAAAAUAUUAUAGACGAUAUACCAGAAAUUUUGCCAUUUGUUAAACCUUUGACUCACGUAAUGUUCCAUAUCGAGGAUGUCCUGUUUGAUCAGUUCUUUACCCAGUACGAAAAAACGAAUUGGAAUAAAAUUUUAUCGAUGCCUCUUUCAAUCACUGCGAAACGUGCGCGGAGCCAACUUCUAUUGCGCCCAGAAUUUAAAAAUAUUGGUGAAUUAUCUUGCGAAGAUAGGGAAGCAGUAUGUUUACUCAAAAAACUUUGUUCAGCCGUGAAAUGAAUGCACUUUAAAUAAUUCUGUAAUGGAAGAUGAAUGAAGGUGGAUGUACGAAGCAUUCAAUAUUUAAAAUAUUCUAUUAUUGCAUGCGGAAUAAAUAAAAAUGAUUAAUCAGGAUAGAAUAG
Ceratina calcarata is the source of this 2652-nucleotide messenger RNA. RefSeq lists its product as uncharacterized. NCBI's taxonomy places the organism in Eukaryota, Metazoa, Arthropoda, Insecta, Hymenoptera, Apidae. The transcript is spliced from 13 exons. The coding region runs from base 74 to 2530 and encodes 818 amino acids. The record is from RefSeq and is a predicted model, not a curated record.